Messenger RNA from Monomorium pharaonis (pharaoh ant), 658 nucleotides. RefSeq lists its product as uncharacterized. Lineage: Eukaryota; Metazoa; Arthropoda; Insecta; Hymenoptera; Formicidae. The record is from RefSeq and is a predicted model, not a curated record. The transcript is spliced from 3 exons. Bases 141 to 374 code for a protein of 77 amino acids.
CGUUCCAUAAAUUACAUUAAUGAGAUAAGAUAAAUGUACAAAAUUGUGUAUAUAUAUUCGUUCCGAUUCAGAGUGUUAACAGAUGUCAUAGUGAACGAGGUUUUUCUCCUUCUAAUGAAAUUACAGAUUUCUCUAUUACAAUGAAGUGCUUAACAUUUGCUUUAAUUAUCAUGGUUGCUAUCAGCAGCAUAGCAGGUGCUCCUAGUUAUGAGAGUUCUAUGGAAGUUUGUACUCCUUGGCUUGGACUGUGUCAGGUCACCGAAGAGUGCUGUCGUGAUUUAAUAUGCUUGUCUUAUGCUGCUAAAUGCGUCCCCGGGAAAAUUAAAGAUGAUAACAGACCUAUCGGAGAAGGACCGUUCCCUCCAAUGGGCUAAUAAAACGAAGGAAAUUCGAUUUUGACAUUAAUACUGGAACAAAUAAAAAUAGUAUAACUAUAUUUUCAAGUAAAAAUUAUAUUUUAAUCAAACCUUUUGUUUGAAAAUUAGAUCGAAAAAAUAAUUGAUUUGCAAUUUAUUAUUUUAAAGUCUUAUUAUCUUAAUAUUUACUUGAAAAAUUUACUGAUGAUUGUUCAGCGACUAUGCAGUGACUUUAAUACACUUCAAAUAAUUAUAUGUUACCUUUAAGUCACAAAAUAAAUUUAAUUAUCUACAUUUAUGUA